AUGCUGUGCAACCUCUCUUGGGGGAACACCUCCCUUAAAGGAACGGAUUUGAAAUAUAUUUUGAAAACCUCCCUUGGAGGAACCCUCUCUAUAGGGAACAUUUUUGGAACUGACCGUUCCUUUAUGGAGAAGUUGCACUACCAAAACACUAUUAAAACUAUAUUCUUAAGAAUAAGACUAAGCGCUUCCGGCUUUUUUCAAGACAUACAGAAGAAGUUUGACUUAAAUGUCGAUAAAUUGCCCCAAAGUUUCUCAGUAACCACUUUACUUAAUAGUUGGGAGUUAAGUGUACGACAGGCCGUCUCAUCAGCACUCGAUCCCAUCUGUUUUGCAGUGUUUGUGUUGCCGAACGUAGAGUGA
Medioppia subpectinata is the source of this 360-nucleotide messenger RNA. NCBI's taxonomy places the organism in Eukaryota, Metazoa, Arthropoda, Arachnida, Sarcoptiformes, Oppiidae. The record is from the annotation of a GenBank genome assembly.